AUGCCCGCCGACCCGCGGCUGCCGUCGGUGCCGGUGGGCGUGCCGGCGCAGCUGCCGCGCCGCCCCCACGUGGAGCGCGACGCCUUCACUGCCGCCUUCGCCGUCGUCGCAGAGAUCACGCCGCCCAAGACACCUCCACCUCCAGAAGGUCGCGUCAGCCCGUUCCGCGGGCGCGGUUUCCGGCCGCCGACCCGCGCGUCCUCCCGGGCGGCGUCGCCGUCGCCGUCGGCCAAGCGCCGGCGGCCGUCGCGCAUCCCCAGGUCGACGUCGGGCUCUCCCGCCCACCGGCCGGCCGCCGGCAAGCACGGCACGCCACGGGCGUCGAGGCCCGCCUCUCCGGGCAACGCCGCCGGCCCUGAGGGCCCGCACCAGAACGGCACCGCGCCGGCGCCCAACAUCGUCACCGACGGCGCGUCGCAGGACAGCCAGCAGUCGCAGGAGGCGGAGGCGGUAGCGGAAGACCCGGCGCUUCUCGGCGUCGGCGAGCGGCCGCAGCACGGGCUGUCCAUCCGAGGCGGCCUGGCUCUCAAGAAGGCGCUCGCGGGCCGGGUCGCAGCGUCCAAGGCCGGCCGCGAGCCACCGCCACCUGCCCGCACCGUCGAAGACGAGAGCCGCAGCGGCCACGGAGGCCUCAAGAACGCCGCCAACGCCGCCGCCGUGCGCUCCAGGCUCUCCUCGCCGAAGGGUGGCAGGCCCUUAGCUAGCGUGGAGCCGGUGUCUCGAGGGGCGAGGCCGAGCGUCGGUACUGCCCUCAGACUCGCGUCGCGUCUGCAGUCGCCGAGGAGCAGGCGGAGCGCGGAACAGCAGGACUCGGGAGGCGGCGAGGACGGCGUCGACGCGCCCGAAGAACCGGAAGACGGCGGCGGCGACGCGGGUCGUAGAGGCGGCGGCGGCACGGGUCUGGCUGGCGUCGCCAGGCUAGCGUCGCGCGUCCAGUCGCCCUCGGCGGCGACCAGGGGGCGGAGGCAGGAGGAAGCAGCCCGGGGGCAGAAAGCCGGUACCGGAGGCGUGGCCACCGCCCUUUCACUGGCGGCGCGCAUCCAUUCCGGAAAGAGACGCGGCGCUUCGCCGGCUGCAGGCGCGCCCGCUCCCCCAAAGCUGCGGACGCGGCCAACGCCGCCAGGGGCUCUACGGGAGCCGGCGCACUGA
This is a messenger RNA of Schistocerca serialis cubense, 1149 nucleotides long. RefSeq names its product translation initiation factor IF-2-like. NCBI's taxonomy places the organism in Eukaryota, Metazoa, Arthropoda, Insecta, Orthoptera, Acrididae. The record is from RefSeq and is a predicted model, not a curated record. The transcript is spliced from 4 exons. Bases 1 to 1149 code for a protein of 382 amino acids.